Tripterygium wilfordii is the source of this 1065-nucleotide messenger RNA. RefSeq lists its product as uncharacterized. The record is from RefSeq and is a predicted model, not a curated record. The coding region runs from base 1 to 1065 and encodes 354 amino acids. NCBI's taxonomy places the organism in Eukaryota, Viridiplantae, Streptophyta, Magnoliopsida, Celastrales, Celastraceae. The transcript has 6 exons.
AUGAACUUCUUUGGUUUUUCUUUGUUGGCAUUCUUCUUCAUCCUCACUGCUAUCCUUGUUUCAGCUCAAAAUAAUAAUAGGCAUGAAGAUGUUGUCAAGACAGUAAGAAGGAUCAACAAGCAUGUUUUGCUGACUAUAAAGGAAGUGCCUACACAAAUGCUGAAAAUGAAGAAAUAUGCAAAGAAAAGCAGGAUUAACAAUACUAAUUUCGUACGACGACGACUUGCGGUGGCUAAUGUUAUGACAGUCAAUUCUACUACGUCUGAAUUCAAAAAGAAGCAAAAAUCUUUCCAACAUCAGCUUCCUACUUCUUUUGAUACCCAUGAGCAUGCAAGUGUCAGUUAUGAGGCAACAAAAGUCAUAUAUGGGGUGGCAGCAAAAAUAAACAAGGCCGAGCCAUCAGUACAUGGUGAGCAAGGGUGCAGCCAAGCUCAUGUUCGAAUCAAAACGGGCUCAGGACAAAAUUAUGAGAGCAUUACUGCUGGAUGGCAUGUAUUCCCAGAGCUUAAUGGUGAUGAAAGCAUCAGACUAUUCCUUUUAUGGACUACGGAUGGGUAUCAGACGAAAAUUUGCUACAAUUAUGAGUGUGAAGAAUUUGAGCAGGAGAACGAUGAUGGCGACGGCAACGAUGACGAUGACGAGGUCUUGCUGGGAAAUAUACUUGAUCUAUCAUCUUCCCAACCCGAUAUUCAAGUGAAUAUUUGGAAGGAUCCAGACCAACAAAAAUGGUUUUUGAUGAUUAAUGACGAGUUGAUGGGCAAAUGGAAAAGCGAUACCUUUCCCGCGUUGGGAGGUCCAUAUACGAGUGUGGAGUGGGGUGGUGAGGUAUCCAACAACAUGACAGAGAUGGGCACUGGUCGUUUUGGUCACGAGGGACAUAACAAGGCAUGUUAUAUCCGCAACUUAGAAAUCAUGACUACGGAUAACCCCAACGAGCCCAUUCAAGUUCCAUUCAGAGACCUUAUAAAAAGGGAGACAGAGCCAGACUUUUACAACGUAUCCAUUCACCACAAUAGCCACUACAUAUACUUUGGUGGCCCAGGCUCAAACCCUGGUAACCCAUGA